Molecule: messenger RNA, 1119 nt
Organism: Arachis ipaensis
Lineage: Eukaryota; Viridiplantae; Streptophyta; Magnoliopsida; Fabales; Fabaceae
Source: RefSeq, a predicted model, not a curated record
AUGGAUCAAUAUCGCAUAAAUUCUUGGGAAGAUAUUGGUAAGAUCAAUUUCUCAGGUCUAUCUAUGGAAAAUAUUUGUCAAUUGCACUUUGCUGAUCUUGGCUUGGCAUUCGAAUUUUAUAAUUCAUAUGCCAAGACGAGGGGCUUCAGUGUGCGAAAGAGUGGGAGUAGAAUAGUUGAUGGAAAAGUUAGAGAAAAAGCAUAUGUUUGUUCUUGUGAAGGGUAUAGAUUAGAAAAAUGGAACCAUCUGAAAAAUCGAGUUAGGGAGCCAAAACCAGAGACAAGAUGUGGUUGUAUGAGUAAACUUGAUGUUUUCUUCGAUGCGGUAACUGAGAGUUGGGUAGUGAGAGAUUUUUGUGAUGAACACAACCAUGAGUUUGUUGUUCUAAAGUUAGCAAGAAUGUUAAGAUCUCACAAGAAAAUGACUGAGCCUGACAUUAGUCAAAUGAACCAUAUGAAAGAGGUGGAGAUCAUCAUACCAAACAUAUUUGGGUCAUUAGCUAGCCAGUGUGGUGGGUACGAGAACGUUAAUUUUUCAAUUAAGGAUAUGCACAAUCAAGUUGCGAAGAAAAGAAGACAAUUACCUGAUGAUUUAACCUCUGCAAUGGCUUACCUGGAAACGCUAGCAGCAAGGGAUCAAAACUUGGAUGUGCUAGCAUUUGACGCCAUAUAUAAGAAGAAUAGAUACAGAUUGCCGGUGGUAAUAUUCUUGGGAGUUAACCACCAUAAUCAAACCGUUGUAUUUGGUGCUGCAAUACUUUUGAAUGAGAGGAAAAGUACAUAUGUGUGGUUACUAAAACAGCUUCUCAUAGCAAUGAAGGGAAAUACACCGAUUUCAAUAGUUACGGAUGGUCAUCCAUCGAUGGCUAUUGCUAUUCAAGAAGUGUUUCUGAAUGCACAUCAUAGGUUAUGUGCAUGGCACUUGAUGUGUAAUGCAACAAGCAAUAUUCACAAACCUCAGUUUACGAAAAUGUUUACAAAGUUAAUGUUAGGUGAUUACGAAGUUGGUGUAUUCGAACAAAAGUGGGAGGAAAUGGUUGGAUGCUUUGGAGUGGAAGAUCGGGAAUGGAUAGUAGAUAUGUGUGGGAAAAGAAACAUGUGGGCUACCGCUCAUAUUUGA